Messenger RNA from Aspergillus homomorphus CBS 101889, 210 nucleotides. RefSeq lists its product as uncharacterized. The coding region runs from base 1 to 210 and encodes 69 amino acids. The record is from RefSeq and is a predicted model, not a curated record. NCBI's taxonomy places the organism in Eukaryota, Fungi, Ascomycota, Eurotiomycetes, Eurotiales, Aspergillaceae. The transcript is spliced from 2 exons.
AUGUCCCGAGCUGUUCUCAUUACCGGAGCCACGGGCAAGCAAGGCGGAGCCGUUCUCGACGCUUGGGUUGCCGUCUCGGAUGUUGGAGCCUUCGCCGCCAAGGCACUUGAGAAUCCCGAGGCGUGGAACCACAAGGUUACCGGUUUGGCCGGGGAUCAAGCCACCUUCGAGCCGAUUGAUGCCGCUUUCCACGAGGUUCACGCGCCGUAG